AUGGUUGGUAGCGGAUCAAGUCGGUUCAUCGUCUCCCUUCAACAUGCUUUAAUUGGUUCAUUAGAUCCGAUCGAAACUAACCAAGAACGCAUUAUCACAACAACAACAACACUAACAGUUUUCUUUUUCUUAAUCGCUAUUUGCGCACCUACAAAGAAUAUAUCCGAAGAAGAAUGCUCAUUGAAAUAUUUAGAUGUGAAAGUGGAUUCAAAAUAUGUCAUUUAUGGUGUGACGAACAGUGGACGUCUUUUCAAUUUUAGUAGCGACGAUACCAUUGAAACGAAUUCGACGCCCGACUCCCUGUUACGCAUGUAUCUCGCACAGUCGCCAUAUCAAAACUACGUUGACGGACGGAUUGUUCGAAACUAUCAGUAUGAAAUAAUUUACACCGAAAUUAGUCAUGCUCUGUAUCGCGUCAUACGAAAACGUCGUCGAGAAGAGACCGAAGUGGAUCCAGAAGGAGUGCCGUAUACGAGCGAAUACUUUCUGAAGGGCGAUGCAAGGACUGCAUUGCCAGCAACACAACUGAAGCGGUUAUUUUCGGUUCCGGAUACAAAAUUGAAUCGGUAUUAUGUGAAACAUACUGACAAACUGGGACUGCAUGGUGGUUUCUUACUGUGGUCGUCUCUUCGACUCAUCAAAUUGAAGGGUUUAAAACUGCACAAUAUCGAAAUGCGAUAUCGAAUUGUUGAAAUGAAUAGAGCCUAUCGACAUGUUGACGAAUCACGUCUAUGGAAUGAUUUAACAUCAAUUGAAGUCAUCGCACCUGGUGAAAGUAAU
Molecule: messenger RNA, 780 nt
Organism: Anisakis simplex (herring worm)
Lineage: Eukaryota; Metazoa; Nematoda; Chromadorea; Rhabditida; Anisakidae
Source: the annotation of a GenBank genome assembly